Seriola aureovittata is the source of this 1933-nucleotide messenger RNA. Its product is annotated as four and a half LIM domains protein 3-like. Gene Ontology annotation, cellular component: nucleus; Z disc; stress fiber. The transcript has 7 exons. Gene Ontology annotation, biological process: actin cytoskeleton organization. The coding region runs from base 272 to 1111 and encodes 279 amino acids. Gene Ontology annotation, molecular function: transcription coregulator activity; actin binding. The record is from RefSeq and is a predicted model, not a curated record. Lineage: Eukaryota; Metazoa; Chordata; Actinopteri; Carangiformes; Carangidae.
ACGCCUCAGUCAGUGGAAAUCCGUCAGUUCCAGCUCGCAGGAGUCCACGGAGGAUUUAAUUAUCUGUCAUUUUAUACACCAGGGCAGCAGAGGCGAACAAACUGCUCCCAUCCUGCAGAGACGGCGUCUCCUGCGAGCGUCUCCAGAGGCUGCUGAUGCGCAAAGAGCGUGUAAAAGCUCAGAUAAACCGUCUGUUCACAACCUGCCCGACACCAAACAGCAGAGAGAUCAAGUUAGCAACUAGCAGGUGGUCAGCCUGAAAAAAGACAUCAUGAGCGACCGCUUCGACUGCAAAAACUGCAACGAGUCCCUGUACGGACGCAAAUACAUCGACGUGGAGGACAACCCUCACUGCAUCCCCUGCUACGACCGCCUGCACGCCAACACCUGCCAGGAAUGUAAAGAAAUCAUCAGUCACAAUGCCAAGGAGCUCUUCUAUGAGAACAGACAUUACCACGAGCACUGCUUUCGCUGUUUCCGCUGCGACCGCUCUCUGGCAGAUGAGCCCUUCACCAGCCAGGAGGACGCACUCGUGUGCAGCGACUGCUUCUGCAACGAGUUCUCCUCCAAGUGUGUGGCCUGCGACAAGACAGUCAUGCCAGGAUCGAGGAUGUUGGAGUACGGCGGCUCUACGUGGCACGAGGACUGUUUUAUGUGUCACGGCUGCGAGAAGCCGAUCGGAGCCGAGGCUUUCAUCCCAGAUAAAAACAACUACUACUGUGUGCCAUGCUACGAGGGCAGGUUUGCUCCUCAGUGCAGCCACUGCAAAAAGGCUCUCACUAAAGGAGGGGUGACCUACAAGGACAAGGUGUGGCACAAAGAGUGUUUCUUCUGCAACGGCUGCAAAGCUCCUCUGGCUGGUCAACCCUUCACCUCGCAGGGAGAAAGUCCGUACUGCGUCAAGUGCUUCAGCAGCCUCUAUGCCAAAAAGUGUGCCGGCUGCAACACAGCCAUCACAGGGUUUGGAGAUGGAAAGUAUGUUUCUUUUGAGGACCGGCAGUGGCACCAGCCGUGCUUCAAGUGCUCGCGCUGCUCUGUGUCGCUGGUGGGCUCCGGCUUCUUCCCCGACCGCGACCUGAUUCUGUGUACGGACUGCAACAACGACGACUGACCGCCACUAACUACACCUGCAACACCUGCACCCAAAACAGCGAAAUGUCAAACACUGCUGACACCAGCAGAGAAACUUCCAAACCUCAGCUUUGCACAUGAACACUGCAGUAUUGCUAAUUCACUCAUAGUCUACAGCUGAUACAGAGCUCAGUAUUUACGACUAAAAAUCGGCCUUUAGCACAUUGAAAUGUUUGUAUAAAUUCCGCAGAACUGUCCUGUGAUGUAUGUCUAUGACUAUUUCUUAAUUUCAUAUCGUUUGCACAUCUUUUUAUUCAAUUUUUAUUUUAUUCAAAGAAUGAGUAAAAUAUUAUAUAUAUAUAUAUAUAUAUAUAUAUACAUAUAUAUACGCCUUUGAAUUAAGCCGUUUUUUUAUCCAGAAAGGUGAUAACCCACCCUUUUAUAACACCAAAAUUUGAGACAUCAUUGUACUUUUUGAACUAAAUAUUCCAAUUUAUAAAACUGAUUUUCUUCUUCUCCUGCUACUUGCUGCUUGUAUGUAAACUAGUUGUUGAAAACAAAUUUGCUAAAGUUUCUUUUCAGCUUGAAUCAACUGUCACUGGUGUACAUGCAAUAAAAAAAUGCCAUAAAACAAAGGAUUGUGUAUAAAUGAAUGAAUGUAUGGAGUAUUUGUUUGUCCUCAUCAUGUACAGCAGGUGUCGGUAUGCCUGCUGACGUUUCAGGCUGUUUUGCAAAGGAAAAUUAUGAUACAGCAGAAGUUACAGAGAAAAUGCAAAACAACAUAUUUGUGCUUCACAGAAUUAUGUAUUGACUUUUAUCUUGUGUUUUCUUCUAAUAAAUAAUCAUUUCAAGCCUCUAAAAA